AGUGCCUGAUCAUGUACCUUGGUGAAGAUGCAAGCUGUCUGAUCAAAGAAUACCAGGCUGACAAGAGGGAGGAAGCGGAGAGAGAAUUUGAAAAGACCACUAUGGCAUUUUUUGUGAUCCGCGAAAGUGAUGCUCUUAGUCGUGCGCUGGACACUUCCAUUGUCAUUGAAGGUGUGGAAGUACUAAAGGAGUUGCCCUCUGUUGCAUGUGCCUGUGCCAUGAUGUUUGGACUCAUUUAUGCACUGAACUUAAAAUAUCCUGAAGGACUCAAAUAUACCUUUGAGGCCUUUCAGAAAAUUAUCAUGGACAUAGAGAGUAAGCAGAUGAGCCGAAGGGUGCAGAACCUCUCUUCAAAGCUGCAGGAGUAAAUUUGUUUCCUUUGACCCAGCUACAAUGUUCUGCUGAUGGUAAAUUUCUUUGAAGAUGUUGGACUGUAUAAAGCCUUUUAUACAAAUUUAACUGUACUACUGUUUACUAA
Messenger RNA from Xyrauchen texanus (razorback sucker), 478 nucleotides. RefSeq lists its product as uncharacterized. Lineage: Eukaryota; Metazoa; Chordata; Actinopteri; Cypriniformes; Catostomidae. The coding region runs from base 12 to 368 and encodes 118 amino acids. The record is from RefSeq and is a predicted model, not a curated record. The transcript is spliced from 2 exons.